CCCUUCCCUCCUCUUCCUUUCCACGGGCAGCAUCACCGCUCGGGGCCCGCAUGCGCAGUGGCCGGAGGAGGGUCACGCACGGAAAAGGAGGCUCUGCUUGCAGAGAGGGCAAAGUCGAGUGGAGUAGCAGAGGACCCUCUUCCUCCUCCUCUUCCUCCUCGCCCCUUCCUCCUUUCCUUCCUCGCCAUGGUGCUGGAGAGCCUGGCCCGCAUCAUCAAGGUCCAGCUGCCCGCCUACCUCAAGCGCCUGCCGCUCCCGGAGAGCAUCGGGGGGUUCCUCCGGUUAACAGUUUCAGAAUGGCUGCGACUGUUGCCUUUCCUGGGUGUCCUCGCUCUGCUUGGAUACCUUGCUAUUCGUCCAUUCCUUCCCAAGAAGAAGCAGCAGAAGGAUAGUUUGAUUAACCUCAAGAUCCAGAAGGAGAAUCCCAAAGUAGUAAAUGAAAUCAACAUUGAGGAUUUAUGUCACACUAAAGCAGUAUACUGCAGAUGCUGGCGCUCAAAAACGUUCCCUGUUUGUGAUGGCUCUCACAAUAAGCAUAAUGAAUCAACAGGUGACAACGUGGGUCCAUUAAUACUAAAGAAGAAAGAAGUCUAGCAAACUUUCAACUGAACCAUGACUAUUAGGAAGUCAACUUGCACCCAUUUGUGGCAGCAUUUUCAGUCUAAUAAUUGCUGUAGACUUGAGUUUUGAUACCUUUUUGAAGUUACCUUACAUUUAUAGACUGUGGUAGACAUGCCGUGAUACUUUGUAUGGUCUGCAAAACUAUGUAUAACAUAGCAAGUGUGGGAGGAACCUGUACACAUCCAUGUAAAUCAAUGUGUUCUAUUUUCAUAAUGAAGUUCCCAAAGUUGAAAACUUACCUGUAAUAAAAAAAAAAGUUACUUUAAACAGUGGUCCUGGAAAUGUAUGCCAGAAAGAAGCUUUUUCUGCGCUUCCAAGAUCUUGGACAAAGUUUGGGUGAAAAGAUUGUAUGUCAGACAUUCUUACCUAGCCUCUCAUCCCAAAUCAGAAAUCCAGUGUGGGGAGGAGGGUAUUUGGGGAUGUGGUAGAAAGACAGAGAGGAUGUGGAUUUUUAAUCCCCUAUCAUUUCCCUACUUUUAGCCGCUAGCCAUUUCUCUGAGUUGGGGGAAGUUCUAGUGCUCCUGGGAUACUCUCCUUACCACUUAGGCAUGGGCAAUCCAUGGUUCUGAAGAACUUACAAAACUAGGGGGUGCUGGUGCUUUGCUUCAACAAUGUUGCUAAAGUUCUGGUGGUGAAAAUUUCAGAACUCUACCAAAACUUUCAAAAUUUCAUUAUUAUUUAGUUAUUGGUGAUUUUGCUACUCUGCUGCUGAGAAUGCAUGCCCAGUGUGGAACACAUCUCACCACGCUAAAACAGUAGAUGUGGCUCUUAAUGAGACAUGUCGCAUUAUCACGGGAUGUCUGCGCCCUAUACCACUGGAGAAAUUACACUGUUUAGGGCACCACCUGACAUCCACCGGGAAGUAGCAGCCAAUAGGGAAAGGACCAAGGCAGUGACAUAUCCAGCGCAUCCCUUGUUUGGAUAUCAGCCAGCACGUCAACGACUUAAAUCAAGAAAUAGUUUUCUAAGAUCUACAGAGAUAGUCGCAGGAACAUCUCAGCAAGCGAGAGUCCAAAAGUGGCAGGCUCAAACCCAGAACCUCAACCAAUGGCUGAUACCAAAUGAGAGACACCCCCCCCCCCCCCGGCACACAGAAGACUGGGCGACUUGGAAGGUACUGAACAGACUGCGCUCUGGCACCACGAGAUGCAGAGCCAACCUUAAGAAAUGGGACACAAAGCAGAGUCCACAAUAUGUGUGCGGAGAAGAGCAAACCACAGACCACCUAUUACAAUACAGCCUGAGCCCUGCCACAUGCACAAUGGAGGACCUUCUUACAGCAACACCAGAGGCGCUCGAUGUGGCCAGCUUCUGGUCAAAUGGCAUUUAAUAUAAUUCCAAGUUUUUAAACUUUGUGUUUUUAAAUACAUUACAACUGUGCGCUUGGUUCGUUCCUGAGAUGACAAAUAAAUAAAUAAAUAAAUAAAUAGCCUCCACUAGAUAAAUUGUUAUAUGAUUUGGCUACUGCUUGCACUAAACAAAAUGAGUUUAUACCAGUGUAUAUGACAGAGGAAGGCAAUAUACUCUGAAGAAUCUGUAGUCCUGUUUAUGACAAAUUUCAGAUCACUUUUCUCGAAGCGACUUAGUCAUGUUCUGAUCGGCUGAACCUGUGACUCCAAGCCAUACCAGGCUCCAGAAGUCAUGUGCAACCCUCGUAUCAGACAAGUGUGAUUUGCAUUCCUCAAAUUGUUUGGGGUUAUGUUUGGUUUGUGCUCCGAAACAUAGCUGCCGCCCCAAAGGAAUCGUGCCAGUAUUAGCCACACUCAAAAGCUCUAGACUGUUUGAUAGCAACUGUUUUUAUCCUCAUGGCAACCUGUUAUAUAAGUGGCCUUUGUCAAUAUUUAUAUAUGCAAAAAUAAAUAUCAAAAUAGGUUCCUUUACUCAUGUAUCCACAUAUCACGUCUCAUUCAGAUAUUUGAAAUGUAGCCAAAUCCAGAUUUCUGCUGAACCAGUCUGCUUUGCUGGCUACCUGUCUAGUAAAAAGAAUGUUUUGUGGAAUGUAUAAAGUAUUUUGUUUAUUUGA
Molecule: messenger RNA, 2644 nt
Organism: Anolis sagrei ordinatus
Lineage: Eukaryota; Metazoa; Chordata; Lepidosauria; Squamata; Anolidae
Gene: CISD2
Product: CDGSH iron sulfur domain 2
Biological process (GO): autophagy of mitochondrion; regulation of autophagy
Cellular component (GO): mitochondrial outer membrane; intracellular membrane-bounded organelle
Molecular function (GO): 2 iron, 2 sulfur cluster binding
Source: RefSeq, a predicted model, not a curated record